Molecule: messenger RNA, 2277 nt
Organism: Echinostoma caproni
Lineage: Eukaryota; Metazoa; Platyhelminthes; Trematoda; Plagiorchiida; Echinostomatidae
Source: the annotation of a GenBank genome assembly
AUGUCUCAUCACAACUUUGGCUCCGUUCUCGGCCCAGUCGCGAGCUCUGCUAUGCCUUCCGGCGGGCCGCAAAUCAUACGCGAGGAGCAAGCACUGGGGUUAAAGGCUAUUUAUGCUGCUUGCCGCAUUCUAUAUCCGGAUCAACCCACACCUUUGCAAGUGACUGCACUGCGCAAAUUCUGGAUGGGUGGUCCUGAUCCGCUAGAUUUCAUCAACAUGUACUCUAACCCCGGCUCACCCGAGCUUGGAAGUCCAGCCCAUUGGCACUACGUCACCAAUGGAUUGUCAGAUUUGUAUGGCGAUUCGCGUCUACACAGCCAAUGUACCUCAACUGACGAUCCAAGCGGCUUUGGAUUUGAACUUACUCUGCGCGUUCGACGCGAUCCUAGUGAACUUAAUCCACCAACAUGGCCCGCACAUCUUCUCCAAAGUUUGGCGCGUUAUGUUUUCCAUUCCCAAGCACAACUGAUGGUCGGUGAUCAUAUCCCGUGGCCAUCCGCACUGGAUAAACCUCCAUCAGCCGCUCAGAACAGCACUAAUUUUGGUCGAUCAGAUACCGGCGAGGCAGAUGCUCAGUCUAUCGCAAUGGCUGCAGCUGCGACUGCCGCCUCAUUUCUCGCAUCAAAAUCCGGUGGUCUCAGUCCCGCCACAGGUGCUUUGUCAAAUCCAUCAACCUAUGCAUCCAUGGUAGCUGCUGCUCUUGCCGCUGUCAAUUCAACAAACAAGGACAGAGAUACGACACGUAGCGGUGUUGGAAAGUCGACCAAGGCAGACAGUGGAUCCCGUAUACGUCACAUGCUUCUGAUUGAAGACCCACAGCUGAAGAGGAUUACUACACCCUAUGGUUAUGUCCAAUUCCUUCAACUUGUCGGUCUUUGUGAUGAAGAGUUACGUCUAGUUCAGCGCUGGACAGGUUCACACGUGGCCGAAUUGAUGCGUCGACUUCCGGAUACCGGAGGAGGGCUUCUCGUAACUGACAUGCGACGCAAGCUCAGUCUCUUUGAACUGGAACCACAGUUGUUUGAUUAUGUGAACGAGCAUUUACGUCGUGAGGGUUCGAAUCUCUCCGGUGUGACCACACAGUAUUUUGCUUGGGCUCCGAUCUCAUUGAGCACCCUAGCCGAAUUGUUACCAGGUGAGGCAGAAGCACGUCGACUUCAACAGUCGGUCAAGCACCCCACCAGAUCCGACCAUAUGUCAAGCAGUGCUCAUGCAACCGUGGAUCGUUUAUGUCAAUCCACCCAACGUGCAGAUGAUUCAUGCUUACCGACCGAUUUGAGCAUGCCCCGAUCUUCCGAACCCGGUUCAAGAUCACAGCACUCACCAGGACCUACUGCUAUGGACACUGAUGAAACAGUCGUAUCAUCGUCUGCAGUAACGAGAAAACCAGUGGACGACGAUGAGUUUGUCGAUGUCGUGGGAGACAGUGGACCUCCAUCUGUGCUAGAUAGUAAAAACCCGUCAACUGAUUUAAAAGAUACAAACCGCGUCCGGGAAAAUGUUCCAUCCACUUCAGAUGAUCCAGUCGGCUCUGCGGGAGAAGUUAGUUCCGGAACGUCUCUUACUCACAGUGCAUCUAAAAUGGUGGACACACAGUCCACCAGUGCACCUGGUGGUUUUUCUCCCUGGUGUGGUCGCCUUGAUUCCACAGGCUCAAGGAACCAGGCAGGGGCAAUCCUGCUGCCAGACGAUUUUCUGGAACGACUGGAAUUUCAAUUUUCUUGUCUCAUGUACCCUGACGAUUUGCAACUUCCGCUAGUUUUUCGCUGGCCUGAACGCCACCUUCGCAUUUGUCUGGUCGAUCCAAGUCCUAAACCACACCCCGCGCCCAAUUUUUACGCGUCAACUGGAGAGUGGAAUACGAAUCCUCUGCUUCCUAAGGCAAUGGCUUUAUCCAUUCCGGAUGCACAUGCGACACGGGAUGGCACAGGACCUUCGACCGACUCCUCCAUUCUAACACCGAACAAACAAUUCCCACGAACUACUUCAAUGCCCUCCAGUGGCGCUCAGGAACACAUGAAUUCACCAACGAAUUUACCGGCACUGUGCCCAUCUACGUUGUCUCUAUUUCCUCCAGGGUUCAUUCCUCCGCCACCACCGGUACUUGCUGCAAUGCUUACGGGACCGCAUGUAGACCAGCGUCCGAUUCCCGGUACCCAAACGGCUGCCUUAUCAGCCAUGCAGUCCCACGGACUUUCGACCAUGACAUACCCAGGCACGGAUGGGCACAUACCAGGCAUGCGUUAUCCCGUACCCUCAUCCAAUCCGCCACAAUGA